AUACAAAUUAAAGACAUGAUCCCUCGCAAUUUGACCAAGAAUGUGUAUGAAGAAAGUAGCCUUAAUGUGGUCAAUUUUCCUCUUUCAGAAUGAGCUCUUCUAUGGCCUGUAAGACUGCAGCAGACCUGUGUGUGUCAGAACCCGUCAGUGUCAUCGUGAGUCAGAGUUCAGAGUUAAACCUGAUCGAGAUGACAGAGGUUGAAUACAUACAGCAGAUCAUUCAGAGUCAUAUCGAAACUCAGGUGUCAGAGACAGACAGCUCAGGCCUUCCACACCCUGAAGGAAACCUGUCUGAAAACUCGUCCCUCACUCCGUCAACGUGUCAGUCAGACGUCCCCUCAGAUGGCCAGUGCAUUAUACCCCAGUUCAGUAAUCCUGGAUCAGUGGAUGUUCAUGAGAUUAAGAUGCUGCUGGUGGAUGAGGUGAGCAGCGUGUUUGGAUGUGAGAGGACGCCGGCAGGUGGUGCAGAGGUCCCGGGCUCAGUGCUGGAGAAGGUUCAGUGUGUUAUAGACCAGAAGGCUGACCUGUUUCAUCAGAGAGGUGCAAGGCCACUGGAGGGGCGACCAAGUCCACCUGCACGUGUCCGUCUGGAGAAAAGAUUCAUGUCAAUGUUGUGUCAUUCUACGGAGACUCCAGUAUGCACACAUGCACAAACAGAGAAGUGGAGCAUAUCAGACAAGAUGGGUGGUCAGCAAUCUGAGGUGGUCAUUCCUAAAGAGCUGACCUUCAGUUUCAGAGCAGAUAAAGGUGCAGACUCUGUGACGAGAGCACCGUGUGUUAUUUACACUGACACCACUGACCUGCAAACCACCACCACAAUGAAAAAUGAUGUAGUGGGUAAAGCCGUUCUCCCGGUCAAGCGUGCCAGAACCAGGGCUCUCAGGUCCUGUAACGUCACAGAAGGCUCAGAGAACUGGAAGCCACGUGCUGGCAUGUCGGGUGCUAAGCGUGGCAGAAGGAUGAGACCUCCACAGGAACAAACUCAGCGCAGAGAAAUACACAACAGAAAGGAGAGAGAUCGCAGGAGAAGAAUCCGUCUGUGCUGUGAUGAGUUGAACCUGCUGGUGCCUUUCUGUUACGCUGAUACUGAUAAAGCCACAACCCUGCAGUGGACUACAGCCUUCCUGAAAUACAUUAGAGAAAUACAUGGAGAUUCUCUCAAACAGGAUUUCCAGGGCACGUUCUGUGGUAAGACUGGACUGCGGCUGAAGCCCAGCUGUGUUUCAGUGGUUCACCAUCCAGAACUCUCUAAAGAUGCUACACAAUCUUACAACUCUUCCUCACAUAACUGACUUCCUCUUUCUGCUGUGUGUUGAUGCUCAGAGCUCUGAAAAGAGUUCCCUUUUAAAAUUUUAACUUGUGUAGCACUCUACACUACAGAUUAUGUAGUGUUUACCAAAGCACUGUUCUUUGCACAAGUAACAGAUUUGAGAGUAAUGUUAUUCCAUUUUUAUUCUUAUUAACAGGCCUCAUUUGUAAAAACAUGAGCAGAACAUAUUUCUGUUUAAAUUUUUCAGAAAACUUCUUAGGUCACAUUCAUUUCAGUACAAUUUAAGAACUUUCUAUGAACAAUUCAAAAUUUUACAAACAAUUCACACAGAAAAUCUUUCUGAAAUUCGUUCUGCUUAUGUUUAAUAAA
Molecule: messenger RNA, 1639 nt
Organism: Myxocyprinus asiaticus (Chinese sucker)
Lineage: Eukaryota; Metazoa; Chordata; Actinopteri; Cypriniformes; Catostomidae
Exons: 6
Coding region: 90-1292 (400 amino acids)
Biological process (GO): spermatogenesis; regulation of DNA-templated transcription
Cellular component (GO): nucleus
Molecular function (GO): DNA-binding transcription factor activity, RNA polymerase II-specific; RNA polymerase II cis-regulatory region sequence-specific DNA binding; protein dimerization activity
Source: RefSeq, a predicted model, not a curated record